AUGACUUCAUCAUCGGAGGGAGAAAUUCUUCAAGUCGGUCAAGUGAUUCGAGAUCGAUGGAAAGUGAAACAAAAAAUUGGCGGCGGUGGCUUUGGAGAGAUUUACGAGGCAACUGACUUACAGAAUCACAAUGAACGGGUGGCGAUCAAGGUUGAAUCGUCGAAAGCCACGAAACAAGUGCUCAAAAUGGAGGUGGCUGUGUUGAGGCGAUUACAAGGAAAAAAGCACGCGUGCAAGUUCUACGGUUGCGGCCGGAAUGACAAAUUCAACUACCUCGUCAUGAGUUUGCAGGGUAAAAACCUGGCCGAUUUGCGGCGAGAAGCGCCCAAACAGUGUUUUUCGUUGUCCACCGCGAUCAGGGUUGCCGUUCAAAUUCUGACAGCGAUUCGCGAGAUUCAUUCGAUCGGCUUCUUGCACAGGGAUAUUAAACCAUCAAAUUUCGCGAUGGGUCGCACGACGGUGACAAUGCGGAAUGUAUAUAUGCUGGAUUUCGGAUUAGCUCGUCAAUAUUUGAAUGCGAAAGGAGAGAUACGGAGUCCCCGAUCGGCGGCUGGUUUCCGAGGGACAGUUCGCUAUGCCGCUGUGUCUGCCCACAAAAAUAAGGAAAUGGGUCGACAAGAUGAUUUGUGGUCACUUUUCUACAUGUUGACUGAGUUUUUGGAGGGUCAACUGCCGUGGCGGAAAAUCAAGGAUAAAGAUGAAGUUGGUCGAAUGAAAGAAAACGUGGACUUGAACAUUUUGCUGGAGGAAUGCCCGGAGGAAUUGCAUCAAUUCGCCGCACAUUUGAAGACUCUCGGCUACCCGGACACGCCAGACUACGAGUUUCUGGAGCGACUGCUCACUCAAGUGAUGGCCAAAAAUGAGAUCAACUGGGAAGAUCCGUACGAUUGGGAGCUUGGUUACGAGAAUCUCACCGGCAGAAGCAAGCAAAAUGGCAACUCCUCACGUCUUAAAUCGCACACAACGGCCGUCAUUCGGGAUCGCUUUGAGGAGAGGAAUAAAAACCUCGACACACAGGCUCCAAUCACAAUGGGUGAGGAUGAGGAUGAGCAAACAAAUGGACAGUGUCCAAACAUUCAUCCACUCGGUCACGAUUCAGCUCAUACACAGGAGAAACCAAAAUAUAAACGACAUGAGUUUAUGAAGCCAAAAUUCGGCACGGCCGUCAAUUUGGACGUGAUCGACGCGGUGAACGCUCGACUGGCGGCGGUGGAUGAUGGAUUCGCGAAUCAUGAUGUUGAGGCAAACUUCAACUUGCCGUAUCCGCUUCCGAAUCGACCGCAUGUCGUCGAGACAUCGACAAGCAUUAAAAGGCCGCCAACGGUGAAAACGGUGAUUCAAACGCAGAACAGCCUUGAUGGGAAACAGCAAAAGAGCCAAAAAAGCAUCACCCUUUCCAUCAACAAUCGUUAUAAAAAAAAGAUCAACGGGUUGACGACAAUCGACACCUAUGCACAGGCCGAUGACGUGAGCGCGAAUCCGAGAUCGGGCAAUACGGUGCUCAGUCGAUGGCACGGCUCAUUUGACGAGAGUGUCGACGUGCAACCGUUGGACGACAUUCCACCCGAUUCACAACGAAAAACGAAUGGAUUUGCCCGUGCCUCAUCGCACAUUUUGUCGCCACCGAGAUCGGACUCAAAUGUUACCUGUUCGCAAAUGGUUACCUCAUCAUCUCCAUCAGCGAAUAUCGCGUUGGCGUCACCGAUGAUCUCGAGAAGACAUCAACCAAGACAGGAUGAAAAAACGAAUGGAAUGCAAAGAACGCACUCGGUUGGAGCCCCGUCGACGAGUCUUCUUGGGCACUUCAAGAAUUUCGUCUCGUCCUUCAACCAAUUCGGCUCUUCGUCUCCGCGCCUCUCGCGUGGGGUUUCGAUGGAAAAUCAACGGAAUUCCCACGAACGGGAAUCUCAAAUGAGCUAUGGCCUACGAAACUCGACCUCAGGCGGACUGAGAAUCUCACCAGCCGUGACGACGACGAAAAUCGUGAUCGCCAAUGUGGGUGUGCUGCGUGGGGGAAAUGGUGAUGAGAAUAACGAACAAAUGAAUGGAGAUGUGAUGAGAAAUGGGAAUGGGAAAUAUAAAGAAGUGGAUCGAGAGGAGAUCUUUCAAUUUCCACAAUACGACGGAUUGCAACGCGGUCGAGAGAUGGAAAGAGACGAGCGGGAAAUGCGAAGACAAAGGAGAAUGCAUCGACGAUCGUCGGCCGAUGGAAUUAGACGAAACGAUCUCGGCGAGCUCUCGCCGCCAAUCUCACCGAAACCGAUGCCAAUCGUGCAGAAAACUUCUGUUGUUCACAGUACUCCACCAAUCGUGAAAAUGCGCGACAACGGGAUGGACGAAGAUUUUCGGCUACCGAUGGAAGACAAUAAGCCAAUGCUUUUCUGCAGAAGGAAACGCUACACGUUUUUGAACUUCCCGAGAACCUCGUCAAAAUCG
Messenger RNA from Mesorhabditis belari, 2436 nucleotides. Lineage: Eukaryota; Metazoa; Nematoda; Chromadorea; Rhabditida; Rhabditidae. The record is from the annotation of a GenBank genome assembly.